This is a messenger RNA of Lactuca saligna, 831 nucleotides long. NCBI's taxonomy places the organism in Eukaryota, Viridiplantae, Streptophyta, Magnoliopsida, Asterales, Asteraceae. The record is from the annotation of a GenBank genome assembly.
AUGUACUCAAAAGCACCGGAUAUUAGAAAAGUUAGAAACAAGGCUUUCUUUAAGGGCAAAAAGGGAAUUUGUGAUGUUGUGUUUGAUCACAUGCAACUUGGUACACAUUCCUUCACUUUCAAUCAUGUAUAUGGAAGCUCUGGUUCCCCAUCAUCCUCCAUGUUUGAAGAUUGUGUUUCUCCUCUUGUUGAGGGUCCGUUUCAAGGAUAUAAUGCUACUUUUCUAGCUUAUGGCCAGGACUCACUUGGUGGGAACAACAGAACUGUUAUGAUAGCUUGUGUUAGUCCUGCUGAUAUAAAUGCUGGGGAGACUCUCAACACUUUAAACCAAUUCUGGUGUGAUAAGGAGGAAACAACAAAAGAGUUGGAGCAUACUCUUCUCCAAGACUUCACGGAUAAAGAGAUGCUUCGUUCUGAUCCUGCUUAUGACAAGUCACUUCAGCAGCUAAAAUGCUUCUUGAGAUACACCCUGAUAUUAGAUCCAAAUUCUAACGGUUACUUUGAUUUGAUGAUUAAGACAAAUCCAGAGAUUCUGAAGAGAUGGAACAACGAGGUACGAGAAGUUGUUCAAUCAAGGGUUGCACUUGUACAGUUUCAUGCACUUAUUCAGCUCCACCAGAUAAGACAAAAUGACCAAUUGGAUGUUAGCAAAUUAGUUAACAGUUUAACAAGGGGUACCGUUCGUUCGCCUUUAGCCCAAUGCCUUUUAAUUUGUUACACAAGUCAGGAUUUCCGUGUUAUUCUUGAUAAAGAGUUGAGAUUGAUAUUGAAGCUAAGAGACAUGAAGAAGGGUUUUAGAGCUUCUUCUGACAACUUAAUGACGAGUUACUAA